UCAUAAUGUAUUUAAAAUCAGAGUGAUUACUAUUAUUUACUUGAGAAAAUUAUCUCCGGUCUUCUAGUCGUUUAAAACCGCUUUACUGCAUUAGUAAUUUUUUCACGUGAUCACUUUUAUAUAAAAAUAUGUUCGAUGUACAUCAGUUGUCAAUUGUGCAGGAUAAUGACUUUGAUAUUUUUAAUACGUAAUCAAACAUAGGUACUUGUUAAAAAAAAAAUGAAUUAAUGUUAUCUCAAGUUAGGUUAGGUGAGCCAGAUAUAUCAAAAUAAACAAGUACAGCUUGAAAAAAAUCAGAAAGUAAUUAUUUGUGACAAACUUGAUGACACCACUGGCCUCUUAAAACACCAAGAUGUCUACGGAAGGCAACGAGGCAAGACCAAACGCGGAACCCCGUCACCACCGAGCGAACCGUUCGCAAAACCAAAUAAUCCACCUAAUGCAAGGAGUCAAAAACACCCUUGAAGACAUCAACAACGAUUUUCUAUGCUCCAUAUGCUUCGAAAUCAUAGAAGAAGCCCACAUAACCCGCUGCGGGCACACGUUCUGCUACAGGUGCAUCUGCAAGUCCAUCGAGACGUUGAAAAAAUGCCCAAAGUGCAACACAAACCUGACGCGCCAGGAAAUUCUACCGAAUUUCCUGGUAAACGAACUGAUCGCCAAAAGCACGCCCCACCCCAGAAGCAACGACAAUUACCGGGCCAUAACCGGCAAAAAAAAUGCCGACUCUUCCGCCGACAUAACCAACACCUUCCGAACCUUCGUGUCGUCCGACAGCACGAACCUCAGCCUACAAGACGUCAACGUGAUGCUCGAGAUGCUGACUUAUCGGAAAAAAUUGCUCGAAGCGCAGGAGCACACUGCCAACAACAAGCUGCUGUACGAGUUCUUGCGCCACCUCCUGAAACAAAAAGAAGAACAAAAGAAGCACCUUGAGAAGGAAAUAGACCUCAUAAGGCAGGACCUUAGCAUCGUGGAGUCCACUUUGAAGACUCUUCAGUCCGACUCGUCGUUCUUUGCCGAUUGCAGCGGGAACUCGAUCGACGCCGGGGAGCCAUCGGCAGUGACGCCGGACAACGACAGCCUGAUAGGCGAACGCAAGAAACGGAUGUACGUGCACUUUGACGACUUUGCCAAGUGUUACUUCGACGCCCGUGCGAAGGAGCUGCACUUUGGCAACCCCGAGCUUGAGUCGUCGACCAAAUCGUCGUCGGCCAACCUGGACGUCUUCCGCGUCGAUCUGAUCAAAUUCUCGCGCUACAACUCCCUCCGGCCACUGGCGACCCUCAACUACUCGGCCAACAUACUCAACGACUCGAACAUCGUCUCCAGCAUUGAGUUUGACAAGGACAACGAGUUCUUUGCCAUAGCCGGUGUCACCAAGAAGAUUCAGGUCUUUGAUUACAACACCGUCAUUCACGACUCGGUGAACGUCCACUUCCCAAGUGCCGAGAUGUCCCUUAACUCGAAGAUCUCGUGCUUGUCGUGGAACACCUUCCACAAGGCCAUUCUCGCGUCCUCGGAUUACGAGGGUACAGUGACCAUCUGGAAUGCAAUGACGGGCCAGAAGAGCCGAGUCUUCCUCGAGCACGAAAAACGUUGCUGGUCCAUCGACUUCAAUGAGGUUGACAUAAGGCUGUUGGCCUCCGGUUCAGAUGACGCCAAGGUCAAGCUCUGGUCCCUGACCUCCGAAGUGUCCAUCUCGUCCCUGGAGGCGCACGCCAACGUCUGUUGCGUCAAGUUCAAUCCCCAGAGUUCGUGCCACUUGGCCUUUGGCUCGGCCGACCAUUGCGUCUAUUACUACGACCUGCGCAACACGAGUGAGCCCUUGAGGAUCUUCAAGGGUCACAAAAAGAGCGUGUCUUACCUUAAAUUCCUGAACGACCACGAGAUCGUGUCAGCGAGCACGGACUCGCAGCUCAAGAUGUGGAACGUCAACGAUCCCUACUGUCUGCGCUCCUUCGACGAUCACGUCAACGAGAAGAAUUUCGUCGGUCUGGCCACGGACGGUGAUUACAUAGCCUGCGGCUCGGAGAACAAUUCGGUCUACGUGUACUACAAGGGCCUGUCGAAGCAGCUGAUGUUCUACAAGUUCGAGGCGCCGAGGAGUAUUUUGGGUACCGAGGACAGGGUCGACGAGGACCUGAACGAGUUCAUAUCCGCGGUCUGCUGGAGGAAGAACUCCAACGUCGUCGUUGCCGCCAAUUCACAGGGAGUCAUCAAGAUACUCGAGCUCACUUGA
Molecule: messenger RNA, 2242 nt
Organism: Copidosoma floridanum
Lineage: Eukaryota; Metazoa; Arthropoda; Insecta; Hymenoptera; Encyrtidae
Product: E3 ubiquitin-protein ligase COP1
Biological process (GO): proteasome-mediated ubiquitin-dependent protein catabolic process
Molecular function (GO): protein binding; ubiquitin protein ligase activity
Source: RefSeq, a predicted model, not a curated record